AAUUAUAUCCACCUCAACAUGGGAAAUAACAGUACUAAACAGAAAUACGACCCUCAACCAAGCUUGCUGGGCAACCUUGAGCUUUGUAGCGAUGAGAGGCUAGUCGCAACCUUUCGAUUCGAACCGUGCUAUUGGGAAAAGCAUCUAUCCUCAAGCAAGUCGUUUCCCGUUGGAAUCGGAUCGGUGGACGGCAUUGGCCACUUGACAGAUAUGAGGCUUGUCCUCUUCUGGGAUGUUCAGAACGCUUUGAUGAAGGAGGCUGGAGAAAAUACCUCUGAGUUUAUCGGUACCGCCCUGGACAGACAACAUCAUGAGAUCCUCGGGGGUGCCCUUAGCGUAGCGGCAAAACUGUCUUCCCGCUCCCGCGAACUGAUGCAGAAGAAUGCUCGUUUAUUCCCGCCUAAUGGGGUUGCAACAUGGGUAUUGCCCGUCACCGACGGCGUCGACGAGUCGCAUCUUGGUACGACCCCCUCUGAUGACGAUGAAUGCCUGGGCCGGACGAAGUAUGGCGUGUAUUUUCCCGUCAGUGGUUCCCUUGGAGGACCUAUUCAGCAGAUGACAUUUCGGCCAGACUUCAUCGACUCAGGCUGGAACAACGAUGGGUGGGCUGAGGAAUUCGAAGAGGUUUUAAACUCAAAGAUUGGAAUCAAGUCGGAAAGGAUUGAUGAAGUGAAAUUUACUACACACGAAUUCAUACCAGAAGCCGAAGAGUAUAUUCGCAACUCAAACUAAGAAGUUGAAUAAUUUAUAGAUGUCUUGAAAUGACCUUGGUUCGCAUAUGUCAUGG
Molecule: messenger RNA, 787 nt
Organism: Fusarium odoratissimum NRRL 54006
Lineage: Eukaryota; Fungi; Ascomycota; Sordariomycetes; Hypocreales; Nectriaceae
Exons: 2
Coding region: 19-732 (237 amino acids)
Source: RefSeq, a predicted model, not a curated record